Thalassophryne amazonica is the source of this 3028-nucleotide messenger RNA. It is a transcript of the gene tbx1, whose product is annotated as T-box transcription factor 1. NCBI's taxonomy places the organism in Eukaryota, Metazoa, Chordata, Actinopteri, Batrachoidiformes, Batrachoididae. Gene Ontology annotation, cellular component: nucleus. The record is from RefSeq and is a predicted model, not a curated record. Gene Ontology annotation, molecular function: RNA polymerase II cis-regulatory region sequence-specific DNA binding; DNA-binding transcription factor activity, RNA polymerase II-specific. Gene Ontology annotation, biological process: cell fate specification; positive regulation of DNA-templated transcription; regulation of transcription by RNA polymerase II. The transcript is spliced from 7 exons. Bases 358 to 1797 code for a protein of 479 amino acids.
UUUUUCCACAGUGGUGCGGGGGAGGCGUGGAUCUCUCUCACUCUGGCAUUCUCCUCAAGGCAGGACUCAGAUGACACCACCACGACAUCGACCGGAGCUCAAACACGAGAAUCUGCGUCCGGAUGAGUUUUAAUAACAGGACCCGUGUUUUGGGGGGUUUGGCUGAAUGAUUCCGACCGCUGCAGGAACUUUAAGAAUUGUUUGUAAGUGGGGCGCCGGUGGCGGAAUGUGAAAGCCCCAGUUUUGGCGCAUGUUCCUCUUCAUUCUGCGCAGCCUUCUCCUGCUUUCUGCGCGGUUGGAAAGCAGAGGAGGUGGAAGAGAAGGAGGGACGGCUUUUCCCGACUCGAUCCCUUGCCUAUGGACGACGGCGGUCCCCUCUCUCCAAAGGCAAAUGCUUUCAGUAUUGCCUCUUUGAUUUCGGCUGCAGAACAAGCGGGAAACGCGGCGUUUGAGAGACAGAGCAGCGGUCAGGAGAAGCACAGCUCCUUUAAAAUGCACUACAGCACUGUCACCCGGGAAAUGGAAGCCAUAUCCAGCCCGUGGCUGACGCAGCUGUCCCAUUUUUGCGAUGUUGCAGCCUUCACGACGAGCAGCCUGAGCAGCCUGAACACGCCGGGCGGAUACCACCUCUCUCCGUCCCCCGGGGACCCCUACAGCCAACAUGAGUCCCACUUUGAGCCCUGCACGGCCGCCCAGCACAACUACACUUAUCCGGCUCCUAACCCGGCCCAAGCGCCACCGAGCGACGCCGGGACGCCCAACUGCUCGUCGUCGUCCUCCAGCUCGACGCCGAACAGCAAAACGAUGGUGAAGAAAAACCCAAAAGUGGCCAACAUUAACGUGCAGCUGGAGAUGAAAGCGUUAUGGGACGAAUUCAACCAACUUGGCACGGAGAUGAUCGUCACAAAGGCCGGGAGGUAUGCGUUCCACAGCUCGUCGUGGCUGGUGGCCGGUAAAGCGGACCCCGCCACGCCGGGCAGAGUCCACUACCACCCGGACUCUCCGGCCAAAGGAGCGCAGUGGAUGAAACAGAUCGUCUCCUUUGACAAACUCAAACUCACGAACAACCUCCUGGACGAUAACGGACACAUCAUUCUGAACUCCAUGCACCGUUACCAGCCACGAUUCCACGUGGUUUACGUGGAUCCCCGUAAGGACAGCGAGAAAUACGCAGAGGAGAAUUUUAAAACAUUUGUCUUUGAGGAAACCCGCUUCACGGCAGUCACAGCCUACCAGAACCACCGGAUCACACAGCUGAAAAUUGCCAGCAAUCCUUUUGCAAAGGGCUUCAGGGACUGUGACCCAGAGGACUGGCCCAGGAAUCACAGGCCCGGCUCUCUGCCAAUAAUGAGCGCCUUUGCCAGAACGAGAAACCCGAUGUCGUCACCCCCUCAGCAGAACGGCACAGAGAAAGAUGACAGCAGGCGGGAAUAUGAGCGGGACCCUACUGGCACACCCAUACACGCCGACCCGGCUCACCAGCUGAUGUCUCGAGUCCUCAGUCCAGCCCUGCCCGUCCCAGGAGGCCUCCACGCUGUCCCGCUCACCAGUGGCCGACCCAGCCCUCCGCACGACCUCAGACCUGACCCCCAUUCUCUACCCCCGGACACUCUGCACCAUCACCCCUACAAGUACCCCAGCACCUACGAACACUACCUGGGAGCCAAGAGCAGGCCAUCACCCUACCCCUUACCCAGCAUCAGAGGACACACUUACCACCAUCACAUGAACCCGGCCACAGCUAAUAUGUACUCAGCAACCAGCGGUCCCACCAACUACGACUACGGGCCCAGAUAAUGCCUGCUGUCCACAGAAGGAUAACGUAAACAGCACUGUGGGAGCGGAGACAGGCCGAAAAAGAAACGGCUUUGUGCAUUCACAAGCUGAACCGUCCUUGCUGCUGGAUAAAUCUGCCAUAUUUAUUUAAAUAAACAGUUUUUGUACAGGAGAAAGGGCAUCUGUUUUGAGCCCUGACAGAGAUCUGCUGUGACCUUUGAACCCAAAGGGCAACAGCCCUACAAGGGAGCUCCUGAUUGGAGUGGACAGUGAACCGACAGGAGGGACAGAAACUCUGAUCACAGACUGGAGUUGAGUUUUCUUUUUGUGUUGGAUGCACUUUUAGAUUUUACUUGUUUUUAUUGCUUUUAAAAAAGCCAUAUCUUAUAUAUAAAUAUAUUAUGUAUAUGUAUAGUCAUCAACCUUCUAGGUAGGCGAAAUGUUUGCAUGUUGAGAUCAUCAGAGAGGGUGUCGAAACACAUCAAAUGUUUUAGUUUGGGGCCCGGGGGGUGGGGGGGUGAGAUUUGAUUUUGAAAUGACGUGAACAUCUUGAGCCGCUCUGAGAAACUUGUACAAGGCACUGACUUGUAGCAAUUCAAAGUAAAUAAAUGAAGCAGAAUGACUGUUCUGUAUCUGUAAAAUAAAUAGUAAAUUCUUGCAUUUCAUUAAAAAAACAAAAAAAAUUACCGCCAGUCUUACGGUCAAAGUACUAUCUGAGAGAAGUGGGAAUUUACCUCACGGCAGGGUUCACAUUGUUCACAGUUCCAUCUGAAUUUGCCGUAGUACUCCCUGCUGCUGUGGCUGGUCUCUGAAUGCGUCACUGCAUAGCUAACCAAAAUAUUCACACACGUUCUCUGUAUUUAAAAAAUGAUAAUAAUAAUCUGGCUUCAUCGUAAAAAAAAAACAAAAAAAAACAUUUUUGAUCUCAAGGUCACAACAAAUCUCUACAACCUUGCCAAAUGAAAUAAAACAUAUAAAUUACAAAGGACUGCAUAAUUAAACACGGCCUUUAUUAUUUAAAAUAAAAAUAUUUACACACAGCUGUCCUCAAAUUGUGAAUUGCAAGUUUCAAAUCAUUGAACAGCCUUUGAUGUUUAGUUAAACAAUUAGGACCUUUAUUUAAUUAAGAUCAUGUUGUGAAGCUUUAAUUUCAUAUUGAAAGAGCAUAAUUCAAAAAAAUAUAAAUAAAUAAAAAAUACAUACCAAAAAAAAAAAAAAAAAAAAAAAAUGCCAGGAGCAGCCUUAUUUUUAA